Molecule: messenger RNA, 11394 nt
Organism: Polistes canadensis
Lineage: Eukaryota; Metazoa; Arthropoda; Insecta; Hymenoptera; Vespidae
Product: titin
Exons: 8
Coding region: 437-9790 (3117 amino acids)
Molecular function (GO): protein binding
Source: RefSeq, a predicted model, not a curated record
AGAAAGAGAGAAAAAAAAACGAGAGAGAAAUAUAAAAAGAGUAGCAGUGAGUAGGCCUUCUGUCUCGUACCAAUUCGCCGAAGGGUGCGAGAGAGUUUCGGUCGGCCCCUCAAAAACGAGAAUCACCCACCGUCGUUCGUACGUUCGUUCAUUCGUUCGUUCGUUCGUUCGUUCGUUCAUUCGUGCUACUUUAUAUAUUAUACUUAGUCCUAUCUCUUUUUAUCCGAAGAUAAGUAAAAAAGAAGUACGAAAUAGGGUGAACUAAUUGGCAAUACGCGCUUAAGUAUUCGAGUUUUCCCGCGAAAUUUCAAUAUAUCGUGCCUUGUGUGAGAGAAGAAGACGUAAGAAGCAUCCUCGAGUGAUUGCCGCAUCUCGUAAAGCUCUUCGAAGAACCCCGACGACCGUCCUCGAUAGAGGACGGAAGAUAAGUCCCGACAUGUCGGCGUUGAGUACCAGCUCCUAUAGACCUGGAAUAAUUAUUUGCCUGGUGAUCUUCCUGGUCUCGCAAACCACCCAUUCUGCGCCAGUAUACGAGCAGGAUACCACACAAGUUACAGAGUACGAUGGAGGUGCAACAACGGGCUGUUAUUACAACUUUCAACAUUACCAGGAAGGUGACAGAAUCAUAACGAACGAGCCAUGCCUGAACUGUACGUGUCAUAAUCGAAUGUUGAUGUGCUACUUGAGAGUUUGUCCCUUCUCAAAAGCCAUUGGACAAGACUGUACGGUAGAAAAAAGACCUGAUCAAUGUUGCCCCGUAAUCACUUGUCCGGAAGUACCGGUGCAAUUGCUUACAUCGACUACCAAUACUCCAGCAUUAUCUGAUUCGACGGAAGUUGGCUUCCAUGAUAAUUAUGGGUGCAAAAUGGAUGAUCGGUUUUAUCCCGAUGGUGCCCAAUUACCAAUCGAUUACCAAUCGAAUCCUUGUGAGCUUUGCUACUGUAUUAGGAACAGAACCGCUUGCGUUAUACAGCAGUGCACGCUACGCGUGGCAGGAUGUAGACCUGUCUACAAAUCGGGUGUAUGUUGUCCGGUCAAGUACGACUGCGAAUACGAUGAAGGACUUGAAACUACGGUUGGACCUGGUCUCAUCAUGACUACUACAAUUGCCCCUGGUGCAGUACCACAGUGUUAUUACGAAGGUAAAAUUUACGAGGACGGCGAGUUGAUUUACUCGACACAACCUUGCCAACACUGCUACUGCUUCCGUGGCGAUAUUGCUUGCGCUGUUCAAAACUGUGGAACACCAAUGAAAACGCAUGGAAAGAACUGCACUGCUCUUCCUCCGCCCGAAGGAGAAUGUUGUCCGACCACGUAUCAGUGUGAAGACGAUGGUCUAAACGGAAUAAUAACCAUACCAGAAGGUAUGGAACAAACCUCCGAAAUUAGUCAAGUGCAACCAAUGGUAACUAUUCCGGAGAAUAUCGAAGAGGCAGAGAAACAAGAACAUGAAGUAACGAGCGAAUCAUUCAUUGGUGCCGACAACGCGAUUCCACACGACCAUGAAAUUAAAGUAGAACACACUGAAGAGCCUGUUAAAGCUGAAAAAUCUGCGGAGACGACGGAAAGAAAAGAUAUUCCUGAAUCAGAAACGACCCAUGGUUCAGAGGAAGUAACUCUUCCCGAAGAACACGAAACGAAACCGGCUCCUGUAGAUGAGGAAACACAAAUUAUCCAGGACCAAAAAACAGAAACGCCUACCUUGAUAGAAGAAACUGAAAAACAUACUUCGAUCGAACAAACUGAGGUACCUCUUCCAACAGAAAAGAUUACAGUGCCUACCUAUACGGAAACAUCAGAAAUGCCUUUUGUCGCAGAAAAUACCGAAAAGCUUACCACCGUAGAAAACACUGAACCACCUGUUUCUGGAAAAGAAACUGAAGUUCCUAUUGUUGUAGAACAACCAGAAAGUUCGUCCGUUAAAUCAUUCGAAGGUGAACAAGAAGCAACUGAGAUUUCGAUAACCGAGAACAUCCCAACAUCCCAAUCGUCUGUAGAAGGAUUAAACAUAGAAACAGAAACUUCAACGAUAGAGCAAAAAAUUGAACAACCAGAAAGUACCAAAGAAACUGUCACUGUAGAAGAACAACCAAUAACGACUGAAGGUCCAGUGAAAACAGAAGAACUAACUGAAUCUCCAAUUAGUGAACAAGAACAUACUGAGAGUAUAUAUGAAUCUGUACCACCGAAAGAAACGAUCAAUGCUCAGGAACCAAUUGAAGAAUCUGGAAAACCAACUGAAGCAAUAGUACCCACUGAAGAAGUGUCGGAGAAAACCAUGGAAACAAUUGACCAAGACGAAAGUAUAAAAACUAAACCAGUUGAAAACGAAGAACAAGCAACUCCUGAGACGAAAGAAACUGGAAUUCCGCAAGAAGUCACAGAAAUAAUCAAAGAAGCCACUACAUCAAAACAAGAAGAAGUUACUACAUCAAAAUCAGAAGAAGCUACUACAUCGAAAUCAGAAGAAGCUACUACAUCGAAAUCAGAAGAAGUUACUGCAUCUAAAUCAGAAGAAGCUACUACAUCGAAAUCAGAAGAAGCUACUACAUCGAAAUCAGAAGAAGCUACUACAUCGAAAUCAGAAGAAGCUACUAUAUCGAAAUCAGAAGAAGCUACUACAUCGAAAUCUGAAGAAGCUACUACAUCAAAACCAGAAGAAGCUACUACAUCGAAAUCUGAAGAAGCUACUACAUCAAAACCAGAAGAAGUUACUACAUCGAAAUCAGAAGAAGUUCCAACUGAAGAAAUAGCUAUACCUGUUUCUCCCGAAGUAGAACCUGUAACAUCCGAAAAAUCUGUUGAAGUUAGCGAAUCAGGAGAAAUUAAACCAGCCGAAAUUACUACCAAUUUACCACAGGCUCAAGAAACUGACCAACAAUAUCCAUCUUCAGAAGCUGGUAUAGAGAAAAAACCUGAAAUUCCAGAACCUGAAUUGGGGUUGAAAGAUAAGCUUCCACCUCUUGCUCCUAAAAAAGAUGACUUUGGCCUAUCUAAAGAAGAAAUUAGUCAACAGGCUGCCAUCGAAAAAGACCAUGAAACAGAAAAAGACAAACAAAUUUCUGAAAGUACUCCAGGAUACAAAGCAGAAGAUAAAGAAUCUAUUCCGGAAAUCUAUUCUGAAAGUAACAUUGAUACUAAAAAACCAGAAAUACAUAUCCCUGAAAAUCUUGUAACUGAAAUUCCAGAGAAAGUCUUUAAGUCUGAAACAGAUUCGAUUCCUCAAAGUGAGACGUCUACUGAGCACGAAGAAAAUAAAGUAACAACUGAAAUAAAAACAGAAGAACCUAUUCUUCACGAAGUGACACCUGGUCAAGAAGAAAUAUCUACUUCUGAGAUUACUCCCAUUGCUUUAGACACUAAAACCAGUGAACCUCAGAUUCCUACAGAAGCACAAACUAUACAAGAAGAACUUCAGCAUACUGAAAAAUCAAUCGUACCUGAAGAUUAUAGCACGAGCACAGUAGGUCCUGAAGUUUCAUCAACUGAAAAAAUAACUACCGUUGAAGAAUUACCAACCAAAGGUCUUGCUUUAGAAGAAUCUGAAGAAACUUCGUCGGAAGAAGUAACUUCUGAAAUAUCUAGUGACAGUGAAGAAACAGGAAAAGAACAAUUUAACGAAGAAGAAGGUAAAAGUGAAGAUAAAUUACAUAAACCAUCUCCUGGAGAAAUCUCGACCGAAAGUUCUAUUUCUGAACAAGAGUCAACUAGCAGUCAUACAAUGACUAGUACAGAAGAAACACAAGUUACUAUCAAAGAAAUUGAACAAAAAGAAUCUACAGAGACAUCAAAAGUUGAUGAAUCGAAUGUAACAGAACAGAACGAACUUACGGAAACACCAGAAGUUAGUGAGCCAAGUGUAACGCAAACUGUAAGCGAAGUUGAAGUAUCUGAAACAGAAGCUCCAGAAGAAACACAAACGGUGAAGGCAACCGAACCAACUGCUGUAAGUGAAGAAGGAACUAUUGCUUCAGAAAUUGCGAGUGAGGAAAAUAUAACAAAGAAGACGGAAGAAGCCUCGACAGAAAAACACAUUCCUGAAGUACCUGAAGUUACUGAAAGUACCAUUCCGGAGGAAAUACCAGAGCAAUCGGUUAUUCCAGAUAACAAACCAACAGAAAGUGUUGAACAAAUGGAAGUACAGACAUCGGUACCUCCUGUAAUCGAAGAAGAACCUUCCAUAACAGAAAAAUCAACAGAAAUCCCAUCAUUAGUUGAAACGGAACAUAAAUCAACAUUGAUUUCUGAAGAAACUACGACUCAAAAAUCUGAAGAAGAGAACAAAUCUGAAGGUAUACCCACAAAAGAAAUAGAACUUACAGAGGGAACAUUAAUCGAAACACAAAUGACCGAAAAAUCUAUCACUGAAGAAGAAUCGAAGGAAGAAAAGGAGACUGAAUCUUCCGUUACUGACAAAUAUGUAACAACAGAAACUUCAACUGUAGCAGGCAAAGGUGUAGAAGAUUUUAGUAAUCAAUCAAAUGAAAGUAUAAGCGAAGGUGGAGAACAGGAAAUUCAAAAACCAUCCUUUGAAGGCAAAGUAUCUACUGAAGCUACUAUCGAAGAAGAAAAAGAAAUCGUAACUCCUCUUGAAAAAGAAGUGACAGAGAUUAUUACUGAGAAAAUAACAACACAAAUUUCAAUUACUGAACGAUCUGAAGUGUCUACUGUGAUCUCAACAGCUGAGCAAAAUGUUUCUGAGGAUAAAACGACAGAAAAAUCUUCCGAACAUCCUGUAAUAAGCGAAUCAACUACUGAACUUAUCAGCGAAACAGGACCUUCUGUAAGUGAAUUGGAAGUGACAGUGAAGCCUCAUACUGAAGAAAAACAACAUCCAGAAAUCGAAACUUCAGUGACAGAAGAAUUAUCUACUGGAACUUCAAUACAACAAGAUGAAUCUACGUCCAUUGAACCAAUUUCUGAAGAACAAAAAGAAAUCUCAAGUACUACUAAAAUAUCUAGUGAUGUCGAUCAAAGUACGCCGCAACCAGAAGAAUCAUCUAAAGAAUCAACCGAGGCUGUGAUUACUGUUGAAUCGUCUACGACAACCAAAGAACAAGAAAUUGAAGAACCCACCAAAGGCAUUUUUGAAGAAAAACCAAGUGAAGAGGAGAAACACGAAUUGCCCAGUUCUGUUGAAACAUCGACGGAAGUACCAGUAAUAAAAGAAAUAUCAGAAAUACCCGAGAUGGAAGAAAAACUUCACGAAACAACAAUAAAAAUUGACGAGGAGGAAGCAACUACAGAACCUAUCGAACCACAUGAAAAACAAUCAACAAUUAAGCCUUACGAAGAGGAAAUGCCUGCAGUAGAAUUAACAUCUCCCUCAUCGACAGUAACUGAGGUAUCAUCCGAAAGACCGAUUGAACAUUCAACUGAACAAGAAUUUACAAAUGUUACAGAAGUGAUGCCAACAAAUGAAAUAACUGAAUCAGAAGAAUCCAAACCUAUACAUCCAGAUAUACCUGGUGAAGGUAAUUGUCUUGUUGAUGGGCAAUCUUAUAGUAAUAACUCGGCCAUACCUCCCGCGAAUCCUUGUCAAUUAAGUUGUCAAUGCAUUAGUAGUAUCAUACAAUGUGAACUUAUGCAGUGUCCACCACCUCCAACUCAUCUGUCUAACUGUAUGCCAGUACAUGCAAGUGGAUCUGCAUGUUGCCCCAUAUACACAUGUGACUCAACUCCUACAGUUGAAUUAGAAGCAGACAAUCAUAUAAUUGAACAUCAAACUCUGAAGUAUGAAGAAGAAGAGCCAAAGCAUACAACUUUAAUUCCCAAAGUUACAGAGAUUCCAUCAGGAUCUAGCGAUCAUACAAUUGAAGAAGAAAGCCAAGAACAUGUACCAUCUCACCCACAUAUUGUACUAGAUAAUGAAAGUGAAACAAGAAAAGAAAUGCCACCAGUAGAAGAACAGGUAACUAAUAAACCAAUAACAUCUAUUACUGAAGAAUCUACUAUUAUUGAAGAACAUAAAACAUUAGAAGAAGUUCCGUCGAAAGAAACUUCUAACGUAACUCCAGGUGAACAAUCUACAGAAUUUACAUUAUCAACUACUACACAAAAAAUUGAAGAAGUUACUGAACAAGAAAAAGGGAUCAUUAAACUUUUACCCUCUACCGAGGAAUCAAUCGAAGAACAAACUACUGAAAAAGAGUCAACGAGUUUCACUGUUGAAAAUGUACAUGAUACAGAAAUUGUGACACAUACAUCAGCUCCUGUUACUGUAAAAACGGAAACUGCUGUUUCAGUGGAAGAAUCUGAAAAAAUACCUGAAGAGAAACAACAAACAAUUAUACCUACUUUACCAAAAGAAACAACUGAACAGGAAGAAACCAUAAGCGAAUCUUCCAUACCUAGUGUCUCUGAACCAUCUAAUGAAGUAAUAAAAGGACAAUCUGAAGAAUCUAAAACACCUGGAGAUGUUCAAGAAGUAAGCAUAUCUACUGAACAUGGCAUUACUGCUACUGAAGAAGAAAUAACACAAAGUACAGAAAUUAAAGGACAAACAAAACCAGAAAUAGAAUCAACUGAAGGGGAAAAGUCUGAAGAACAAACUGAAGUAACAUUUGAACGUCCAGCUGAACAAGAAUCUACAGAUAUUACUAAAUUAAUAACAACAAGUGAAAUAACUCCUCAAGUAUCUGUAGAAACAGAAACUAAGCCAAUUGAACAUAAAACAGUAGAGACUGAAAGUGAAACUUCAAAUAUAAAUACAUCAGAAUCCACUGUAGAGACUUCUACCGAGUUUCAAUCACUCAAUACAGAAGAGCAAACCGAUAUUUCUGAAACUGCAACUAUAACUGAAAGUAAAUUUGUGUCAAGUGACGAAAGAAUAACUACUACACCUACUAGUGAGAGCAGUCACUCUACGGAAGUUCAAGAAGGUGAAAUUUCACACGAAGACAAAGACAAAACAAUAGAGCAGACUACAAAAUCUACUCUUGAGUCUACGGAAACACCGACACAACAACCUAAAGAUAAAACUGAUGCUCCUAUAGAAUCCGAAGAACAAGUAGUAGUACAUACAGAAGAGACACCGAAAUCAGAAACAUCAGAGGAAACAGAAAGCAGUACUUCGACAAAGGCAGAACCUAUCGAACCUAGUGUUACUGUAGAAAGUGAAACUUCUGUACCCCCCAUAGAAGAAAAUACAGAAUCAAUAAUUUCAGUAGAAACUCAAACAUCAACGUUUGAAGAACAUAAAGAAAUGGAAGAAAUAACCGAGAAAUCCGAAUCAACACAGAAAGAAGAAAAACCAGUAGAAUUUACAACGGAAAAAGAAGCUUCUGAACUUACCGAAGUUGCUAUAACAGAACAGAGUAUGCCUUCGAUAGAUCUUACUACAGCUACUAUAGAAAAGCAUGUAACGACAAUAGAAGAACAGACUACCAAAUCAGAAGAAGAACCAACUAAAGGACCGGUUCAAGAACAAACAACUCUACCAACUUCUCCGAUACAAAAGGAAAUAUCUGAAAUCACUACACCGAAAGAAGAAAAAACAACUGAAGAAAUAAGUCAAAGCGCCAUUACAGAAGAGCAAACUAUUUCACCUGGCAUGUCAACAAUUCAUGUUGAAGAGAACCAACAACAACCUGAGGAAAUUACUCAGAAGCCUCUCGAAAAAGAAGUAUCAACCUCCGCAACUAUUACCGAAGCACAACCUAUCUUACCUGUAAGCGAAACAACGGAACAGCAUCCAGUCGAAGAAGUUUCUCUUGGCGAUACAAUUUCUUCCACAGAAAGACCAGAUUCAGUAACAGCUGAUGUAACAGAACAGGCUGAGCAAGCGGAAGAACAGAAACCUAAAGACGAAGAACAAGUGCAUAAAGAACAGACAACUGAAAUUUCAGAAGUUAAUGAAGUAACUCAAAUAUCAGUAAGUCACGAAGAAAAAACAGUUGAGUCCGUUACGCCCGAAGAAAAACCAAUUGAAGUUCCAACACCAGAAAUAAAACCAGUUGAAUCCUCUACAUCAGAAGAACAAUUAAUUGAAUCUUCUACAUUAGAAGAAAAACCAAUUAAAUCAAGUGAAGUUUAUACACAGGAGGACAAAAUAAUUGAAUCAUCCACAUUGAAGGGACUUGAAUCAACGUCUCAAGAAAAGCCAAUUGAAUCAUUAACACCGGAAGAAAAACCAAUCGAGCAAUCAACACCAGAAGAAAAAAUCACUGAAACCGAACAGAAAACAGAAACUCCAAUCAGUGAAGAACAAACUUUUAAACCAUCUACAUUUGAAGGAGAAACAGAAAAGACAACAGAAGGAGUUAUAAUUAAAGAAACUCAAACCGUUGCAGAAGAAAGUGUUUCUGAGAUACCUGUAAAAAUUAGUUCGACCGAAACAAUACAAGUAGGUCCCAUUGAAGAACAAACUGACGGUGAAGCAGAACAACAUUCUGUAACUCCAAUCAAAGAAGAAAAAUUAGGAACACCAGAAAGUACGGAAAGUAUUUUAAUAACAGCACAAGUACCAUCAGAAGAAACCGCUGCAACAGAUCAUACUAUAUUUGAAGAAAAAGCAACAACGAUACCAAGUAUUCAUGCUGAAACAGUUCAACCUACAGAAGCACCAGUACAUAUUGAAGAAGCUCCUUCCAAAGAUGAAAUAGAAUCAGCAGUGACAAAACUUCAACCAGUUGAAGUAUCUAGCGAAGUUUCGGUUCAAGAACAAUCUACAAUUGAGCCUGUAUCUGAAGAAUCAAUAACUAAAUCAGAAGAAGCACAAAAGGGUGAGGAAAAACUCACGGAACCCACUGUACCAAAAGAAGAACACGUAUCAACAAGUGUUAGCUCGAUAACGGAAGAACCUGAAGACAAAAUAACAGGAGAGCCAGUUGUAAUAGAGGAGCAUGAAUCAGAAAUUUUGCCAGAAGAAGAACUAGAGACAACACAAUUACCAAUAGGAGAAUUCGGUACAAAGUUACAGCCUAUACCAACUGAAGCACCUAUAACUGAAACUUCGGAAGAAAUUUCAGAAAAAGAUCACGAUGAAGGCCAUGAAGAAGUACAGCCACACGUCGAUACUAUUGAAUCCGAAUCUUCUUCACAGAUUCCACAGACAGAUAAAACCGAGGGCCAAGUAACUAUCGAAUCGACUGAGGAACAUUUACAGCCGGUCAAUCAUACCAUUGAAACUGCUGAGGAACCCGGCAAACCAAUUUUGGAAGAGCAUCAUGUGACAAGCACUAGCACUAUAGCACCUCAAGAAUAUCCCGAACAAACAGUGUCUGGUGAAGAUAAUUCUCACUUCCCCAUACACUCUGGUAGUUACCUUAAUCCUGAUGAAGAUUACGAUGAAGAUGAUCAGGCAAUUUAUGGUCCAGGCACUUGUAGAUAUGGUGGAAAAGUUUACAUGUCUGCUCAGCAAAUACCAAGAGAUGACCCAUGUGAUUUCUGCUUCUGCUUUAGAAGUGAUAUUAUCUGUCUUCAACAAAGCUGUCCACCACCGAUACCAGGAUGUCACGAGGAACCUAUCAGUGGUUUCUGUUGUCCUAGAUACGAGUGUCCCGUAUCGAUGGCUACGUCUCUUAACAUUACCACAACUACGACCACAACUACGACGACAUUACCCCCGCACUUUUUAACGCACGCCUAUAAAGGCGCUGCGAAACGAAACGGAUGUCUAAUUCGUGGUCAAGCAUAUAGUGUAGGCGAAACUAUUAAAUCUGCAUCCGGUCCAUGCCUUCAUUGCACUUGCGGAGGUGACGGCAACAUGAAGUGUGAUCCACGAGUAUGUUCUCCGGAACCAAUGCUAAGGCAAAUGAUCGCUGCAGCAACAGCCAGGAGAAGGAGAUGAGCCGUUCGUAAUGGUCCCCUGGAUCUAUCCCGACGAAGAAACGAAUACGAGGGAGCCAUGAAGAAAGUGUUGUAUAAAAGUGAAUUAAAAUUAUUCUAAACUAAAAUAUACCUAAACGUCGCAGAACACAGACAAUAACGUGCUUCGACGUUCACGAACCGAGUGGCCAAAACGUAAACAUUUAUAUUAUAUAAUAAUAUUAUAUUAUGUUAUAUAUAUAAAUAUAUAUAUAUAUAUAAAAAAAAGCAAAAAGAGAAAUGAAAGACAAACAAGAGCAGGUGGGAUGAUGUCAAAAGGGACAAAUAGAGGAUUUUAAUUAACGUAGUGAGGCGCGUUUCCGGUGCCAAAAACGUGGCGGAUGAAAAAUGUACUCACGAAGGAGGAAGUUUCAACGAAACAGGGAAAAACUGGAUAAAGGAAAAAAUUUUUAAGAAACACCACUUUCGUGUUGGUUCCGUACUCAUAUUUCAUUCUACGUCUCCUGCCGUUUCUUACAAAAAAAAAAAAAGUAAGGAGAAAAAAAAAUCAUAAAAACGAAAAUUACUUAAGAAAGAAAGGAAAAAAAUAAAGCCAUUGAAAUUUACGACUGUGCCUUCGUCAGUGUCGUCGAUAGCGACAUUAUUUUCAUUUAUAGCGGGGCAACUGCGGAACAGCGACAUUAGUGAAAAUCAUUAGCAUCAUUCUCUGAAGAAUCUUAACAGCAACCAUUGAUGAUAGGGUACUAGCAGUGUGAUGUGUGUGAACAAUAAAUAGAAGAAUCAGAAUAUUUUUCAUUUGGAUAAAUGAACUUCGUACAGUGACAUUAUAAUAUAUACUGGAAUCGUAAGAUGAAUAUUUUUUUAUGCUCUCAAUUCGUUUUUAACUAAUGAAUACGUUCGAAAGCAAAGUCGUAAUCACUUUUAUACACAUGAUCGCACAGGGCAUAAUAUUCUUCGUACGAUUCGUCCGCGUGAGAUCGAAAAAUCGAAAAAAAAAUAAGCGUUAAGCGUUUUUCUGCCGCGCACGUCGCUCUUGUAAUACCAUUGUAAGAAGUUAAAACAUUGGCGAUUAAAGAAGAUGGUGCGAACUCUACUCGCGAUCGAUGAAAAAAUCUUUAUCGGGUUUUGGCUGCCGCGUGUCGUGCUCAAAUGAUUGGUCCACAUAUACUCAUGUAUACGAACUUCUACGGACAUUUGAAUACGCUGGAAAUGGCACUUUUAAAAUAAUCUUAAUACAUUAAUAAAACAAAGUAAAAUAUUUCUUAUUUUGUCAAAAAAAAAAAGAAAAAAAAAAAUGACGAAAUAAGCAAAUACUCGAAAGAACGGUGCCAUUUUCUUACGUAUCCUAUUGUGCGUGCAAAUAUAUGCGUAUGUGUGUGGUCAGUCGGUACAUAUAUAUAUAUACAUACACACGUGUAUAUGUAUAUGUGUAUAUAUGUAUAUUAAAUAAUAAAAAAAAAAAAGGAAAAAAAUGGCGCACAAAAGGUAGACGAAAGUUACGUGCAAACUCAAAGCUUAAACAAGCAGCUCGCGCGGAGGACCGAUUGAGAAUUUGCUUCUCCGGCGAGCUGGCAUUAUACAUAUAUAUAUACAUAUAUAUACAUAUAUAUGUAUGUAUAAUAUAUA